AAGUACGAGCAUUUUUCGGAAACAUCGAGCAGAGCAUAAAUAGGAUGAUAGGCUCCCUAAGAGAUUAACGUGAGAAAACCCUAAAACACAGCGUUUGAAAAAUUUCGGACUGAUUGCAGCUGGGUUUCAAAGAUCGACUUUACAAGCAAAUCUGACUUGACUUGAAUUACAGCAGAUUGAAGUUCACAAAAAAACUCCUCGAAUGCGCGGAGGCUUGUCAGUUAUAAAAAGAUCAAUUCAAGGGAACAGAUUUGAAAUUCGAGAAGAGAUUGCAGUUCGAUUUGUCCUUAGCUGAAUAUCAAACCUCCCCGCAAACUUUGAACAAACCCUCCAAACGAACAAACAAAAAUCUUGGCUAUCCUUGCACGCAUCACACGCCUGAUGCCCAUAUGGACGUGUUCACGGAAAGCAUCCCGUUGGUUUCCUUUUUCUCGAAGUUGCAAAAACAAAGAGCUCUGAUGAGGAGUCGAAGGGAUCAGACCGAUGGUGACAUGGAAACAAUUAGAUCAGGUAUACAAUCCUUAGAGCCAGCGGGAAUACCUGUGAGUAAUAUCGGCGUUGGUUGUGAGCGCAGUAUGGAGAGGACGUUAAGUACGGCGUCAGACAUCGUAGUGCGCCCUUGGGAUGGAGUUCCGAAUCAGGAGCCUCACUAUUUUACCUUUGAAGUGUCGUGGGAGGUUGCCAACAAAGUUGGUGGGAUCUACACUGUGAUCAGAUCUAAGGCACCUGCCGCAGUUGAUGUACUAGGAAACAAGUAUUGCUUGAUAGGAAUUUAUAAUGAUCUGCAGUGCAAGACUGAGGUCGAAAUGGUGGAACCUGAAGACCCUGCCAUUAAAGGUGCUAUUCAGGCCAUGAGAGACAGUGGUGUAGAGACUCAUUUUGGAAGAUGGUUGAUUGAUGGAUAUCCCAAGGUGGUUCUUUUCAACAUUGGCUCAAUUUACCACAAGCUGGGUCAAAUGAAGAAUGACUUUUGGAAGAAAACUCACAUUGGUAUCCCUGACCUUGACACAGAGUCUAAUGAUGCUGUUGUGUUGGGAUUCCUAGUUGCACAGUUUAUUGGAGAGUUUCGUACUAGAUGUGAACCUGACCUGCCUAUAGCUGCACAUUUCCAUGAGUGGCAGGCUGGGGUGGGAUUGAUUCUCCUGCGCAUGACAAAUGUAGCUGUGGCAACAAUUUUCACAACACAUGCAACACUGUUGGGCCGUUACCUUUGUGCAGCCAAUGUGGACUUCUAUAAUAAUUUAGAUAGGUUUGAUGUUGACAAGGAAGCUGGAGAUCGCAAGAUUUAUCAUCGUUACUGCCUUGAGCGAGCAGCUGCAAACAAUGCCCAUGUAUUCACUACUGUGUCACACAUCACAGCAGAUGAAGCAGAGCAUUUACUUAAAAGAAGAGCUGAAAUUGUUCUACCCAAUGGUCUAAAUGUUAUCAAAUACACAGCUCUACAUGAGUUCCAGAAUCUUCAUGCCAUUUCCAAAGAGAAGAUUUGUAACUUUGUGCGAGGUCAUUUUCAUGGACAUCUGGAUUUUGAUAUGGACAAGACAUUGUUCUUCUUCAGUGCUGGGAGGUACGAGUACUUCAACAAAGGAGCUGACUUGUACAUUGAAGCAUUAGCCAGGCUUAAUCACCUGUUAAAGUCCAGUGGCAGUGAUGUUACUGUAGUCGCAUUUCUAAUCUUUCCCGCGCGGACUAGCAACUUCAAUGUUGAUUCACUGAAAGGACAAGCUGUCACUAAACAGCUCAGUGACACAGUCUCUGAAAUCCAAGAUAAAAUUGGAAAACGGAUUUACGAGUCUUGUCUUGGGGGAAAGCUUCCGGAUGGCAAUAAGCUUUUAGAGGCAGAUGAGAUCAUCAAGCUGAAGAGAUGCAUCCUCGGCGCCAAGCGUCCAAACCUUCCCGCCAUUGUAACUCACAAUAUGUUAGAAGAUUCUGUGGACCCUAUUCUGUGUCACCUUCGAAGGACAAAUCUUUUCAAUAAGCCUGAGGACAGAGUCAAGGUUAUUUUCCAUCCUGAAUUCUUAUCCACCAUUAGUCCACUUCUUCCCAUUGACUACAGCGAGUUUGUACGUGGCUGCCAUUUGGGGGUGUUUCCUUCUUAUUAUGAGCCUUGGGGUUACACUCCAGCGGAGUGUACCGUGAUGGGAAUCCCCUCCGUGUCCACUAAUCUGUCAGGAUUUGGUCGGUUCAUGGCAGAACACGUGACUGAUCCUACAUCCUACGGCAUUUAUCUUGUGGACAGGAGAUUCAAGUCAGCUGAAGAGUCAAUUGAUGAACUCACGCAGUACAUGAUGAGCUUUUGCAAACUGACAAGAAGACAGCGAAUCAUUCAGAGGAACAGGACCGAGCGUCUUAGUGAAUUAUUGGAUUGGAGGAGUCUUCACCGGUAUUACACCCGAGCACGGUUACUUGCCUUGCAUCAUCUUCAACCGGACAAAUACGAGAAGCCGAACAUGACCGAGGAAGCGCAAUCGAAUUUCACUUAUCCACGCCCAAGCUCGGAACCACCAUCUCCAGUCGCUUCCGAAUGUGGCUCGGACACUGGCGAAGAUGAAGAAGACACAAAGCAUCGACUCUUCAGUGAUUAAACUGUUUCCCUACGGGAAUGGUUUUCAGUAUGAAUAAGCAACCUCUCCUUCACAUACUAAAAUGGCGUGCACAAGUAUUCCUGCAAUAACUUAAAAUCCAGACAAAAUUUAAAACAAGGUCUCUACUACGCUUUAGUAAUAUUAGUGACUCGGUCUAAUGCUAGUCAUCGUGACUUCAGUCGAUUUUUUGUAACGCAUUCUCUCAACGAUGAGUCACACUAUCUCUUCAACAUCGGCGUGACCAAAAUUAUUGGUUGAGCUGGGUACCGAGCCAAUUUUUCAUUAUUUCACUCCAUUGUAUGAAUAACGCUAAUCUUUGAAAUGCGUUCUUUGAAGAAUAUUAUGUGACAUUUAUAGAGUGUUUUAAGUUAAGUUAUAGUGAACUGAAAACCGAAUUGAUGCCAGUUGACCUGCAAUUCAAGUAGGGAACAUAUUUAAGAAGAAGAGGGGUGGUGACGGUGGGUCUUCUUUCAAAGUGAAAAUUCGUGGAAACAACAAUAGAAUUUAUGACUAGAAUUCAAUUGACAUUGCUUUAAUACAUAAGUAUAUGGCGGUGAGUAUUUCGUGUGAGGGUGAUAAAUGGUUAGUUUUAAUAUUAAUCUGAGUUUUUAUAGGGAAGGCAGUUUAUUUAUUUAAGCUGUUUAGCGUCAAGUUGUAAUAUGUAAUUGAAUCCUUUACUAAACAUAAACAUCUUUCCUUUUUUCUUUUGAAUAACAACAAACUGAGAGAAAUGAUAAUUACUCAUUGAGAUGAUAUUCUUGUAUUACACAUAGGAUGCAAUCAGCGAAUUUAAUAGAAUAUAUCGUUUACAAUUCGUGACACUUCUCCGU
Molecule: messenger RNA, 3412 nt
Organism: Pocillopora damicornis (cauliflower coral)
Lineage: Eukaryota; Metazoa; Cnidaria; Anthozoa; Scleractinia; Pocilloporidae
Product: glycogen [starch] synthase
Biological process (GO): glycogen biosynthetic process
Cellular component (GO): cytoplasm
Molecular function (GO): alpha-1,4-glucan glucosyltransferase (UDP-glucose donor) activity
Source: RefSeq, a predicted model, not a curated record